This is a messenger RNA of Leopardus geoffroyi (Geoffroy's cat), 3064 nucleotides long. RefSeq names its product synaptotagmin like 4 (gene SYTL4). The coding region runs from base 363 to 2378 and encodes 671 amino acids. Gene Ontology annotation, biological process: exocytosis; intracellular protein transport. Gene Ontology annotation, cellular component: exocytic vesicle; plasma membrane. Lineage: Eukaryota; Metazoa; Chordata; Mammalia; Carnivora; Felidae. Gene Ontology annotation, molecular function: phospholipid binding; small GTPase binding; neurexin family protein binding. The transcript has 19 exons. The record is from RefSeq and is a predicted model, not a curated record.
UGGGAGAAGUCGAGUCACUUUUUCCGUGGUUCCAUUCUCAGCGCUUGGUCAUUGCGCCCGGUCUCAGUCUCUCACUGUUUCCGGACCUGGGAUCUCAUGGUGUCAGCUUCUCUGGCCUCCGUAGGUCCGCCAAAGAUGUGUCCCUUGUAAAAUGGCACAUAGCUGGAUUUUUAAAAAUUUUAUACAAUCUGUUAACCUCUGCAUUUUAACGGAAAUUUUUUAUUAUCCUGUUUUCUUCUCCACACUACUGAUUGUGCAAGAUUGCAUCUCAAGUGAACUGGCUGGCAACAGGGCAACUCUGGUAACUCUGCUGGUCUGAUUGCUUUGAAGAAAGAAGAGUAGAAGAAAAAAUAGAAUAAAUCAUGUCAGAGAUACUUGACCUCUCUUUUUUGUCUGAGGUGGAGAGGGAUUUGAUCCUCAGUGUUCUACAACGAGAUGAGGAGCUCCGGAAAGCAGAUGAGAAAAGGAUUAGGCGACUGAAGAAUGAGUUACUGGAGAUAAAAAGGAAAGGGGCCAAGAGGGGAAGCCAGCACUAUAGUGAUCGGACCUGUGCUCGGUGCCAGGAAAGCCUUGGCCGUUUGACUCCCAAGACCAACACUUGUCGGGGCUGUAACCAUCUGGUAUGUCGGGACUGCAGAAUCCAGGAAAGCAAUGGUACCUGGAGGUGCAAGGUGUGCGCCAAGGAAAUAGAGCUGAAGAAGGCAACUGGUGACUGGUUUUAUGACCAGAAACUGAAUCGCUUUGCUUACCACACAGGCAGUGAGAUAAUUAGGAUGUCCCUGCGCCGUAAACCCUCAGUGAAUAAAAGAGAGACAGUGGGACAGUCCCUUCUUCAUCAGUCACAGAUGGAUGAUAUCUGGCCAGGAAGAAAGAUCAUUCAGGAGCAACAGAAGGAGCCCAGUGUGCCAUUUGAAGUGCCCAAGCUGAAAAGUGGAAAGAGUGCACUGGAGACUGAGAAUGAGAGUCUGGAUAGCUACACUGCUGACUCGGAUAGCAUGUCAAGGAGAGACUCUCUGGAUAAAUCUGGACUCUUUCCAGAAUGGAAGAAGAUGUCUGCACCCACAUCUCAAGUAGAAAAGGAAACUCAGCCUGGGGGUCAAAAUGCAGUAUCAAUUGAUGAGGGUGAAAUGAUAUUUAAGAAGAACACCAGAAAAAUCCUCAGGCCUUCAGAAUACACUAAAUCUGUUAUUGAUCUUCACCCAGAAGAUGUGGGACAUGAAAGUGGUUCCUUGGGAGACAGAAGCAAAUCUGUCCCAGGCCUCAGUGUAGAUAUGGAAGAGGAAGAAGAAGAAGAAGACAUUGACCAUCUGGUGAAGCUGCAUCGCCAGAAGCUAGCCAGAAGCAGCAUGCGAAGUGGUUCGUCCAUGAGUACAAUUGGCAGCAUGAUGAGUAUCUAUAGUGAAGCUGGCGAUUUUGGAAACAUCCUUGUGACCGGCAAGAUCGCCUUUUCUCUCAAGUAUGAGCAGCAAACACAGACUCUGGUCAUCCAUGUGAAGGAGUGCCACCAGCUGGCCUGUGCUGAUGAAGCCAAGAAGCGCUCUAACCCAUAUGUAAAGACUUAUCUUCUGCCUGACAAGUCCCGCCAAGGAAAAAGAAAAACCAGCAUCAAGCGGGACACUAUCAAUCCGCUAUAUGAUGAGACCCUCAGAUAUGAGAUCCCAGAAUCUCUUCUGGCUCAGAGGACUUUGCAAUUCUCAGUUUGGCAUCGUGGUCGUUUUGGCAGAAACACUUUCCUUGGAGAGGCAGAGGUCCAGAUGGAUUCCUGGAAACUUGAUAAGAAACUGGAUCAUUGCUUGCCUUUACAUGGGAAGAUCAGUGCUGAGUCCCCGACUGGCUUGCCAUCACACAAAGGCGAGUUGGUGGUUUCACUGAAAUACAUCCCCGCCUCCAAACUCCCUGUUGGAGGUGACCGGAAAAAGAGUAAAGGUGGGGAAGGGGGAGAGCUCCAGGUGUGGAUCAAAGAAGCCAAGAACCUGACGGCUGCCAAAUCAGGAGGGACUUCAGACAGCUUUGUCAAGGGAUACCUCCUUCCCAUGAGGAACAAGGCCAGUAAGCGUAAAACUCCUGUGAUGAAGAAGACUCUGAAUCCCCACUACAACCAUACAUUUGUCUACAAUGGCGUGAGGCUAGAAGAUCUACAACACAUGUGCCUGGAACUGACUGUGUGGGACCGGGAGCCCAUGGCCAGCAAUGACUUCCUGGGAGGGGUCAGGCUGGGUGUUGGCACUGGGAUCAGUAAUGGGGAAGUGGUAGACUGGAUGGACUCGACUGGGGAAGAAGUGAGCCUGUGGCAGAAGAUGCGACAGUACCCAGGGUCUUGGGCGGAAGGGACUUUGCAGCUCCGUUCCUCGAUGGCCAAGCAGAAGCUGAGCUUAUGAGCCCCUGUCCUUCUAUGCAGGUCUUGUCCUGUCCAGGGCAAGUCAGAGGAAGCGAAGAAACCAAGAGCAAAGAUUUAUAUUUAGUGUAUGUAUGUGUGUGUAUGCAUGUGUGUUAUGUAUGUGUGUGUAAUAAACAUAUGUUUCUACAAAUCUCAUUAUGUUAGAGUGAUGAAAGUUUGUUCCUCUUUUUAAAGCAGACUCAAGAAUAAGGGUCUGUUUAAAAUGUUUUCAUUUGUGCAUAAUCUAGUAUAUUUCCAGAGUCCAUUCUUUUAUCUUUAUGAUGUUUAAUUAGCUUAAAAAUCCUUUAAAACAAGUUUUUAUCUCCUGUCUUGCAAUUCUUUUCCUACUUCCCCAGGAAGCCCUGUCUACCUUUGACAUUUGUACAGGUCUGAGGCCAGGGCUCUGGGAAGCAGGGUUGGGUUACUAAAGACAGGAGAAGAUGGGAGAGAGGUGAGUAGGUCUGCCCUUUCCUUUCCAAUUUAUGUUUUGAACUCUAUUUUUACUUUGAUAUAUUUCUGGAACUUGGUUUUUAACUCUUAUUGUUUUUAAGCAAUUUCCAUAUUACUUUGGUCUAAUUGUUUUCUUUUAAAUGCUAAGAAAAUUCCUGUUUCCUCAAGCUCCAUACACCUUCCCUAGACCUUUAGGGGACCCUUAUAAUGGAGCUUCUUUAGAAAAACACUUUAAGG